AUGACAACACCCCUGGAUAACCCCCUGGCACCUUUCAACAAACUGAGUCCCUCGGUUUAUAUGCAGGACCCAGCAGGGCCACAGCUGACCGGUCAGCCGCUGAUCUUCAUUGCUUUUUGGAUGAACGCACCGCCACGUGCACUGGCAAAAUACGUGCUUCAAUAUCGACGUCUAGUACCAUCAGCACGCAUAGUAUUUGUUCGUGCGUCGUCAAACGACUUCAUCUUUCAAUCUGGCAAAAGAUCCCAAGAGAAACGCGUUACGCCUGCCGUUGAAGCACUUGCCUCGGCAACUCGGGCAAACCCCGUGUUCGUGCAUUGUUUCUCAAAUGGCGGCCUUUUCAGUGCAGUGAAUCUCCUACAGGCCUUCAAAUCAAAAACUGGACAGGCCCUGCCAAUUUCUUUCAUGAUCGUGGAUAGUGCGCCAGGUACUGCAAACCUGUCUUCCGCUGUCCGGGCCUUUUCUUUUAGUCUACCUCGGUCAUGGAUCCUGCGAAUGAUCGGAAAAGCUCUUCUAUGGGUUACUUUGGGCUCUAUUUUCGUAUUGCAUGCUGUGACGCGAUCACUUGAUCCUAUUUCCUACGCCAGUAAGGUGAUCAAUGAACCAUCUCUACUACGAGCCGUGAAUGCAGCCAAUAAACCGACUCGCUGCUAUAUUUACUCCGACACAGAUGAUCUAGUUGAUUGGAAAGCGGUCGAGAAACAUGCGUCAGACUCGGAAGCCUGUGGCUGGCUCGUGCGUCGUGAACAAUUUCAAGGCACAGCUCAUGUUGGUCAUAUGCGAGCUGCACCGGAUCGGUAUUGGGCCAUUAUCAAAGAUUAUCUGGAGCACACUGUACCUGCAUGA
Molecule: messenger RNA, 846 nt
Organism: Penicillium taxi
Lineage: Eukaryota; Fungi; Ascomycota; Eurotiomycetes; Eurotiales; Aspergillaceae
Product: TMEM53 family protein
Exons: 1
Coding region: 1-846 (281 amino acids)
Source: RefSeq, a predicted model, not a curated record